Molecule: messenger RNA, 3916 nt
Organism: Heteronotia binoei (common prickly gecko)
Lineage: Eukaryota; Metazoa; Chordata; Lepidosauria; Squamata; Gekkonidae
Product: heparan sulfate glucosamine 3-O-sulfotransferase 3B1-like
Exons: 2
Coding region: 1-1098 (365 amino acids)
Molecular function (GO): [heparan sulfate]-glucosamine 3-sulfotransferase activity
Source: RefSeq, a predicted model, not a curated record
AUGGGCCUGACCGGCGCCUGCCUCCCCGAUGCCCCCGCCGCGCCGCCGGGGCGCCGAAGGCUCGCGCUGCCGCUGCUGCUGCUGCUGCCGCUGCUGCUCAUCAUGCUCUCCGUGUGGCUCUGCAUGGUCUACUCGUGCGCCGCCGCCUCCUCGCCCGCGCUGCUGCUGCCGCCGCUCGCCUCCGCCGCCCCUGCCCCUGCCCGGCCCGCGCUCGCCCAGCCGCCGCCGCCGCCGCCAGCCCCCGGGGCCCCGCAGGAGGACGACGACGAGCCCGAGGACGAGGCGCCCGGCCCCUGCCUGGCCAGCUUGCCCAACGGCGCCGGCACCAAGCGGCUGCCCCAGGCGCUCAUCGUGGGCGUCAAGAAGGGCGGCACCCGCGCGCUGCUCGAGUUCCUGCGCGUCCACCCCGACCUGCGCGCCGUGGGCGCCGAGCCCCACUUCUUCGACCGCAACUACGCGCGGGGCCUCGCCUGGUACAGAGAUUUGAUGCCAAGAACACUUGAUGGGCAGAUCACCAUGGAGAAAACUCCCAGCUACUUUGUCACCAAGGAAGCGCCUGCUCGCAUUUCUGCCAUGUCAAAGGGCACCAAGCUCAUUGUGGUGGUGAGAGACCCAGUUACAAGAGCCAUUUCUGACUACACACAGACUCUGUCCAAGAAGCCCGACAUCCCCACUUUCGAGAGUCUGACCUUCAAGAACAGGAGUACAGGCCUCAUUGAUACCGCCUGGAGUGCCAUCCAGAUUGGCAUUUAUGCCAAGCAUCUGGAAAAUUGGCUCCUAUAUUUCCCUAUUAGGCAGAUCCUCUUUGUCAGUGGGGAAAGGCUAAUCAGUGACCCUGCUGGCGAGUUAGGCCGGGUACAGGACUUCUUGGGUCUCAAAAGGAUCAUCACAGAUAAACACUUCUACUUCAACAAGACCAAGGGCUUCCCAUGUCUGAAAAAGGCAGAAGGCAGUAGCAAGCCUCAUUGCCUUGGCAAAACAAAAGGGCGGCCCCAUCCUAAGAUCGACCAGAAGGUGGUCCAGAGGCUACGAGAGUUCUACAGACCUUUCAACAUGAAGUUCUACCAGAUGACUGGGCAAGACUUCGGCUGGGAUUAAUGGUUAAUGUGGAAGCCCUUGCAAGUUAAUCCAACCAUUCUUCUUGAUUCUCCCUAUAUGUAGAUAGGUCUAUAUGUAAAAUGUACAGAAAUCUAUUUUAUAAUAAUUUAUUUUUAAUUCUUAAGCAAUUAAUUCACUAAGCUGCCUAACCAUACUGUAGCCGAUACCUGUGUUUUAACAUUCCGCAAUGUUAAAUCUUGAAUGAGCAUAUUGCUGUUUGGUUGCCUGGUUCAGAUUGUAAUGGGAAAGUGCUUCCAUGUAUUUUCCUGGCAGAAAGUUAAUAUUUUUUUAAGGAAUGCAGGUAUAUAAAGGAGAAUUGAUUUUUUAAAAGCACAAUUAUUUUCCAAUACGGGUACUAGGCCUUUUGAAACACUUUUGUGUGAGGUCUCCUGUCUUCCCUCUUCACCAAUCACUUUACAUGCAAACAGAGGUUUUAGUUGACAUUGAAGUAAGAGACUUUGCAAGUUAUCUCAUGGAACUCAAGCAUUAGGCCUAGCUUAAGCAGCUGCCCUUACAGGUGGGUGUGGCACAUGUGUGCAGAAGGAUACACUCUCCAGCCAUAUAGCUGCUGCCUGUGCCCCGGCUAUGCUUGGCUUGGUCCUCCAUUUCCACACUGGCUUUUCAACAAGGUGUAAGGUUUGAUGCUUGAACUUCUGCCAUUUCUUUCCUCCAUACCAUGUGCUGAAAAUAGUCUCCUUUCAUUUAAGCAAAUGUCUUGAGCUGAAAACUAUGCAUACUUGUUGAACUUUUUCCAGAAGGAACAAGUUAAAUGUGAGAUGCUUGCUUAGGGCAUGUCAUGGCGCUGGUUUUUUUAAAAAAGGUUUGUUUCUAAAUAAGACUCAUGGAAGAAGGCCAUCUGAACUUGCCACUGGUGAACCAUUCAGCUGUGUAGAUAAGUGUGAGUGCAAAACACUGGCAGCAUAUGAUGGGGUUGUGUGCUUCUGGAUGAUGCCCAGCAUUCUUUCCCAUGUGCAUCAUUCAUGCUUCUGCAAGUGUGCUCUGUUUCCCCCCCUCUGUCAGACAGUUUUGAACAUAUGCUUUAGGCAAAAAUAUGAGGGGGGCUAUAUGAUAGAAAGAGAAAAUGUACUGUGUAACACCUACUCUGAGAAGCACUGGGGAGGAUGAGGUAACAUACUCUGCAUUAACCUCACCAAAGAAUUCCACCAGUUGUCCAGAUGGACUAGCAAGCAUCUUGCUUAUCAGUUGCAAAGUCCUGGGGUGGAUGGCAUGUAGUAGCUUCUCACAGUAUGGCACAAGUAACUGGACUGACAAGGAGUAACAAGUUGAGGGUUAACAUUAGAAUGAGUGUUCUACUGUAGGACCGAGUACACCUCUUGGUUUCCACUCCUGUUCACUUUGUGCAAAAGGUUCACCACAUAUUCUUGAAGUGUCCUAGAGUUGAGCACCAAAGUCAGAACAAUUUUUUAAAAAUUUGAAGACACAUUACGCUAAUUGAGUGACUCAGAAGGCUGUAUGUGUCACAUCUGUACAAUACAUGCAGUGUUUACUCUUCUAACGUCUUUAUUUUAACUUAGGGUUGUACUGUGAGUCUAUGAUAGUUGUGGUGGUAACCUUCACAAAUUCAUAUAUCUGCUGAUAAAGCAACACAGACAAGAGAAUCUUGCAUUUCAGUCCUGGUAUAAAGACAAAGGGAGGUCAUGAUAUAGAUUUAGGUCUUCUGAUCAUUCAGAGUCAUUUGAUGCUCUGUUAAGGUGACCAUGCCGCUUCUUGGCCUUAUCAAGCCAUGUGGUUUUGCUUCAGGGAGUUAUGACACUUUCCCACUUGUUAGUGCUCUUUGUCUUCAAGUAAUAAAACUUCUUUUAGGAGCACUAAACUGCUGAACUGGUUCUCAGACAUGUUUCUUAUUUGAAAUUGUUUUGUAUUCUGGCUCCUUUUAAAAAUCACAGUCACAGAUGCAGAGUAGCUACUUUAUCAAAAGAACAUGUUCUGAACAGUUUUACAAAAAAAUUUCAGUGAUAAAUAUGCUGUUUGUUAAAUACUUUAAGCCAGUGCCCAAGCACCUUUUUGGCACCAGGGACCAGUUUCAUGGAAGACCAUGUUUCCAUGAACCAGUAUGCGGGGGACGCGGCCACCCCAGGCUCCCCCCAUCCAGGCCCCAUCCCUGCCCCCCAUGGGGGUCUUUAAAUGGGAGGGGAGCCGGGGGCUUUUUCUGCCACCUCCCUGCUGCGUGGCCAGGCAGCAGAAGGCCAAUCUGCCUCCCCCUCCCAUUUAGAGACCCCCGCCAAUCAUCUGAGCGAGGCUGUGUUGCCUCUUUUGUCUGCCCAGGUCCCGGGCAGGUGGGGGUGGUGCAGCGGCCCAGUUGCUAGCAGGCCAUGGGUCUGUGGCCUGGUAGUUGGGGGACCCUUGCUUUAAGCAAACUGCUCAUCAUGCCUGAGCAGCCCAUACAAUGGAGAUACUAAGAAAUCAAUAUAGCAUUUGAAAUCCUGUCAGCAGCCUUAGUGGUGUUGCUUCUUUGUUUGGUUCACAAGAGGACACAAUCAAAACUCAGAGGUGUGAUUAGACUGGUUUGUUUUUUAACAUUGUAACAUUAAUUUAUGGCUGAGUUUCAUUCAGCCCUGUGUUCAGCUAUACAAUAAAUCCAGAUAUUGGCAAUAUUUUUUUGUGUUCUCUGUAACGUAGUACAUCUUAGAAUAGUACACUUGUAAAUGGGGAAAGGCAAGCAAAAGCCUCUAAAACGAGUAUUUUGUGGUCAUGUACAACACAAAUUAAUUUUACACAGAGAAAGGUUUCUAGGAAAUGAAAUUCAGAUAAUUAAUAAUAUUUGUUUGUAUGAAGAAAUAAAAUAUAUUUUACCAUA